This is a messenger RNA of Sebastes umbrosus (honeycomb rockfish), 11172 nucleotides long. RefSeq names its product striated muscle enriched protein kinase a (gene spega). Bases 505 to 9966 code for a protein of 3153 amino acids. Gene Ontology annotation, molecular function: protein binding; protein kinase activity; ATP binding. NCBI's taxonomy places the organism in Eukaryota, Metazoa, Chordata, Actinopteri, Perciformes, Sebastidae. The record is from RefSeq and is a predicted model, not a curated record. The transcript has 43 exons. Gene Ontology annotation, biological process: protein phosphorylation.
CAGAACGGGCAGAGAGAGAGAGAGGAGGGGGGGGGAGUUGGACUAAACCAGCUGAGAAUUGCCCCUCUAAAGGCAACGUCUACGUCAGAGCGGGACGCUGUUCACAUCAGCGGAUACACGCUCAGACACAAAGACACCUGGCUCCGGCUUAUUUGCAUCCCCUCUCUCUCUCUCUCUCUCUUUCUCUAUCUCUUUCUCCCCGUCUUGCCGCCAGACUGGAGAGUAAACACACCCACGCACAAAAAAGGCAGCUGAAUCCCGUUUUGAAUCUUGAUGAUGCCACACCCUGGGCUUGUUCGGGUUGUGGGGAUGUUUUUGUGAGCCACAGGUAAUCCCGCAAGCGCUACUUGAAGAGAUGAAGAAAAUCUGGUCCAAGAAGAGAUUUCAGAGAACUGGGCAUUCCACACGGACAUUUGGCAGGUUUACCCAUGUGAAGUUUUCCGCUCCUGCCGAAAGCAAAGCUAUGACUCUGAGACCACAGAGGAUGAGACCACAGAGCCUCAGAUGGAAACCAAAGAAGGGCCCGGGAGGCACCAAGACAAGGCUGGACGGAGAGGACCUUCGGGUGAGGGAGGCGGGAUGAUGGACUACAACCCGGACGCUUCAGACCGCAGGGCCACCCUCCCCGGCGGCUACGACCCCGUGGUGGAGCGAGAGCUCCGCGCUCUGGGCUCCCGCCCUCCGGGGCUCCACUUGGACCCCGCCAACCCAGCCAGGACUCAAACUGCUGACGAAUCACAGGGGCUCUCCUCCCGCGUCCCCCUGUCUUCUCCCGGUACGCACAAAGACAGCGUUAGCACCCGAGACCAGGAUAAACCUUCAGAUCCCCAAAGUGUUAACAGUGUUGUCAUGACACCCAAACUGGCUCGAGCAGGGCCCAAGAUCUUCGACAAGGUCCUCGCUUUUGAGGAGCGGAGGGCCAGCGUGGAUCCGCCGGGGUCAAGGCUCGGACGAGCGGCUUCCUGCGACUCAGACGACAGCGGAAAGAAGACAGGAGGCCCCGGCAAAGAGGGCGUGGCCCAGAAGCGGGCGGCGUUCAAGCAGCGGGCGUCUUCUUUAGAGGACAAGACGAGCUACUCCCAGAGGGUCCAGAGCUACCAGAGCAAGUUUGCCGAAGAGCUCCAGAGGAUCAAGAAGCUCGUGGGGAAACCGAGCUUGAAGAAGGCGUAUUCCACCGAGCAGCUGUCGCCGAAGGAGAGGCUGACCACGGGGAAGCUCGAGCCCAUUCCUCCCCAAGUGGUUAAAAAGUUGGAGGCGAGGGAGCGAGCCCUGGAGGACAGAAAGGUCGGGGACGGCAGAUUGCAGAUUUCUCCACAGGCCCAAGGCAGCGGUCUGGGGAAUCAGAGCAACAACCCUGGAAAGAGUCAGAUGACACAGCCAGAUUCACAGGGGAAACCAGCGGAUGGCUCAUCACGAGGAAGCACAGGGAAAAUCUCUGUUACCAUGGAGACGGCACCAGUUCACCAGUUACCAGGGCAACCAUUGCCAACAGCCACAAGGACAAGCCUCACCAGGGAAACCCUACAAAGCGCUCCAGCAGCUGACAAACACGCACUUGUUGCCACGUCGCAAAGAUCCUCAUCCCCCGUCAGAGAUCUGGGGACGAAGAUGGACAACCAAGCAGACCGCAGAUCGCCAAGCCCGAAUGGGAAGAGGGCAUCCCCAAUAACUGUGAGGGAACCAGGGUACCCACCUAAGCCCCCGCGGCUCACCCCUUCACCCACUCCUUCCGUCAGCCCUCUCCUGAAAAGGAGAAAGGCGGAGGCGGGGCGGACGUCUCCAGCCUCGAAAGUGAACAUCCCCACUAUCCUGGUGGAGGACGAACCCAUGGAGACGGACGAGAGAAGCAAGAGCAGAAGGAAAGAGGGGAAGGUUCGCAAGAGCAGGAGAGGCUGUUCUGUUCAACCCAGAUCUCCAGGGGAAGGGGACUCGUCUGAUGAUGAUGCUGACAAGGAGCCAGCUGAGGGCCCGAGGUUUGAGAGGGCUCUCGUGGACAUGAAGGGAUCCAGCGGCUCCGAGGUCACCCUGAAAUGCAUCGUCAUUGGGAGCCCGGCCCCGACAGUGACAUGGAAGAAGAACAAUGUGGCGAUACGGAGCGACGCCGUCCACGUGGUUAAAGCUGAGGGUGAGAGGCACAGCCUGACGAUAAAGCAGAUGAGGCGGAACAACGCCGGCUCGUACUGCGUCACAGCUGUCAACGCGGCGGGCAGAGCGUCCUGCAGCGCCACGCUCUAUAUCCAGUCAGAGCCAACCCACAUGCAAUGUGGGAGACCAGCCGGGGCGUCGGAAGCGAGUAGCGGAGGAGGAGACGAGGAGUAUCUGAGCCCUCAGGAGGAGGCGAUGGAGCUCGGGGACUCACCUGCUCCGAGUAAAAGAGUCCACUUCAAAGAAGCUCCCGUGUUUCAGGUGGCACCGUGUGACCAGGAGGUGACUCAGGGUCAAGAUGUCGUCAUCUCAGCGAAGGUCGCAGGGCAGCCCAAACCCAUGGUUUACUGGUUGAAGGACAGAGUCACAGUGAAGACGGCGGGAUGCUUCGCUGUGCGCGAGACAGACGACGGCACCAUCGAGAUGAGGAUCGGUUCAGCUCAGAGGUCAGACGCGGGGCUUUACGUCUGUAAGAUCAUCAACGAGUACGGAUGCAAGCAAGCCGAGUGCAGAGUGGAGGUCAAAGCGUCUGCAGCACAAACGGCACUCAAAAUCACCCGGGAGGUAAAAGGUGUGUCGGUGAGGGCCGGAGAGUCGGCCAUGUUUGAGUGUCACAUUACAGGACCCCCAGACGUCGAAGUGGACUGGCUCUCAAACGGGAAGCUGAUCCAGCCGGCGCUGCUCAACUGCAAAAUGCACUUUGAUGGCAAGAGGUGCCGUCUGCUGCUAAAUUCAGUACACGAGGAUGACAGUGGGACAUACACAUGCAAGCUGAGCACUGCCAAAGAGGAGUUGACCUCAAACGCAAACCUGAAGGUCGCCCCAUCCAAGGAGCCUCUUUUCACCCGUCAGCUGGACAUCCUGGAGGUCAUCGAAGGUCGCACCGCCCGCUUUGACUGUAAGGUGAGCGGAUCACCUGCUCCUCGAGUCACGUGGACACAUUUUGAGACAAGAGUGGAGGAGAGUGAUAAUGUUCGCAUCCUCCAAGAGGGGGGUCGUCACUCACUUGUCAUCGCCCACGUUAGCGGCGACACAGAAGGCUUCUACACAGCAGUCGCUCAAAACGUUCAUGGGAAGUCUGAAUGCACCGCUGAGCUCUACAUGCAGGAACCUCGAGCUGCCAUCUCUUCUCACAUGGCCAAGUUGGAGAAGAUGCCAUCCAUCCCCGAGGAGCCCGAGGUGCUGGAGAGCGAGGUGGAGAAGAGGACCAUGCCGGACUUUGUCAAACCUCUGGCUGACGCGGAGGUGAUCGAAGGCAAAGAGGCGCUGCUGAAAUGCAAAGUGGCGGGCCUGCCCUACCCGACCAUCGCCUGGUACCACAACGGCAAGCGCAUCGAGAGCAGCGAGGAACGCAAAAUGACCCAGUACAGGGAUGUCCACAAUAUGGUCAUUCGGAGCGCUUGUCACGCUCACGGCGGCGUCUACAAGGCCGUCAUCUCCAAUAAACUGGGCAAAGCAGCCUGCUAUGCACAUCUCUACGUCACAGACAUUGUUCCUGACCCCCCUGAUGGUCCUCCAGUGAUAGAGGCCAUCACAGGGAAAACCAUAAGCCUCAGCUGGAAGAGACCAAAGAGACUCGACUCUUCUUUUGACGCUGGCUCCUUGCUAUAUGUGGUCCAGCAGCAGCCUCUGGGCUCAAUCCAGUGGUCCGUCGUGGCGUCCAACCUGAGGGAGACCAACUACACCGUCACCUCUCUGUCCAAGGGAGUCCGCUACGCUUUCAGGAUCCUGACGUCCACCGGGAAGACGCUGAGCAAACCAUCACCCUCUACUGACCUGGUCCAGCUGCUGGACAGAGGACCGUAUUUGAGGAAAGCGCCCGUCAUUUUGGACAAACCUGACGUUGUUUACGUGGUUGAGAACCAACCUGCGAGCAUCACCGUCACGCUGAACCACGUGCAUGCAGUUGUCACCUGGAAAAGGAGGGGGGUGGUGUUGGUCAACAGACCGGGGUUGUAUGAGAUGAGCAUGCCCGACGACGACCAGCACACCCUGAAGCUUCAGCGAGUCCGGAGCUCAGACGUCGGGCAGCUGGUGGUCACGGCCAGCAACCAGUUUGGCAGCGACCUCUGCACGUCUCAGCUGGCGAUGGCAGUGCCUCCUAAGUUUGAAACCAUCAUGGAGGAUGUGGAUGUGCACGUUGGGGAGACGACCCGUCUGGCUGUUGUGGUUGAAGGGAAACCGGACCCGGAUAUUCUGUGGCAUAAGGACGACGUGCGGCUCUCUGAGAGCAGCCACUUCACGUUCGUGUACGACGACCCUGAGUAUUCCCUCGUCGUCCUCAACGCCCGACCCGACCACUCCGGCGUGUACACCUGCACGGCGAAGAACCUGGCCGGCCCCAACUCCUGCAAAGCUGAACUCACAGUUCAUACAGAGCGAAAAGAAGCAGCCGAGCCAAUGGAGGACGAAGGGACCAUCCUGAGGAAGAUGAGGCGUUUGACGGAUUACUACGAUAUCCACAAAGAGAUAGGGAGGGGUGCCUUCUCCUAUGUGAAGAGGGUGAUUCAGAAGAAGGGAAAGACGGAGUUCGCCGCCAAGUUCACAUCUGCGGGAGGAAAGAGGAAAGCCUCGGCCCUCGGGGAGAUGGACCUGCUGUCUGAGCUGGACUACGAGAGGAUCCUCUAUUUCCACGACGCCUUUGAGAAGAAGAGCGUGGUGGUGCUCAUCACGGAGCUAUGUCACGAGGAGUUGCUGGAAAGAAUGGCCAAAAAAACAACAGUGAAGGAGCUGGAGAUCCGCUGGAGUGUUCAGCAGCUUCUGGAAGGUCUUCGGUAUCUUCACCAAAAAAACAUUGCCCACCUUGACAUAAAGCCAGAAAACAUUUUAAUGGCAAGUCCUGGGAGUGACCAGAUCCGCAUUUGUGACUUUGGCAACGCCAUCAAACUGGAGACUUCUGAGGAGCACUACUGCAAGUACGGCACGCCGGAAUAUGUCGCACCAGAGAUUGUUAACCAAACUCCCGUCUCCACGGCAACAGACAUAUGGCCUGCUGGUGUCAUCACGUACCUCUGCCUGACUGGUGUGUCUCCGUUCGCUGGCGAGAACGACAGAGCCACGGCCUUAAACAUCCGUAACUACAACGUGGCGUUUGAGGAAAGCAUGUUCGCCGACCUCUGCAAAGAAGCAAAGGGAUUUGUCAUCAAGCUUCUGGUGGCGGACCGACUGAGGCCCAGUGCAGUUGAGUGCCUUCGUCAUCCUUGGUUCAAGUCAUCAACGAACAAGAGCAUCAGCACAGCGAUGCUGAAGCAAGUUUUGUCUAGAAGGCGAUGGCAGCGUUCCCUUAUCAGCUACAAAUCCAAGAUGGUGAUGCGGUCGAUCCCGGAGCUUUUGAAUGAGUCAUCCAGCCACGUCUCCAUCGCCGUGGCCCGGCAUCUAAAAGAAGGCACCCCGCCGCCCUCCUCUUCCUCUGACUCCGACGCAGACGUGGACGAGCUCCCCUUCAUUCCCAUGCCGCUGUCCAUGGUGUUUUCUGGUUCCAGGGUCUCCCUCAACGAGAUCCCGGGGGAAGAAGACGUCACCGUGGGGCCCGGUGUUGCUCCCGAGGGGGCGAGGAACCAGGACGACAUGGAGAUAGCUAAUAAAAGGGUGAAAGACGAAGAGGAAACCCCAGAUGAGGAGGGAAUGGAACAGACAAAACGAGCCCCCCUUAAAAAAGGAUUGAGCGUGGAGUCGGACGAAUCGCAGACGAAAACCAGGCGGGCGACCAUGAGGAGAGGCAGCUCUGCUGACUCAGCGCUGCUUCUCCACAUCGACCCAGAUGAGGGAAACGCAAACAAGGACGCAGAAGCAAGCAGCAAGAGCCUGAAAAAGGCGGUUUCUAUGGAGCUACCCAAUCGCAGCCCGAGCCCCGGGGCGGCCAAGUUGAGCCAGGAGGAUUACGCCCUAAAACUGGAGCUGAUGAGGCAGCGGUUGCUCCGGGGAGGAAACGCGGACAAAAAGAUGAGCGGCCUGCGAGGGCCGUUGUUCGAAACACUCGGCAUGGAGGACGAGAGGCGGACCGGGUCUCUAGAUCGGAACUUGAGGAGAUCCAGAGCGGGGCCGUCGACGCUCACCAGAGCGGCGUCUUCAGAGAGCACCGGAGAGGACACGCCAAAGACCAAAGUUUUCCGUAAAAGCGCCUCCUUCACUCAGGGGGACUCUGAGCCCAUGCCCCUGCACCGCAGGUUCGGAGCCCCCUUAGAGAUCCCAUCGGUGGGCAAAGGCAGCGUAGAAGGGAAGAAGCUCCAGGAGGCAACCUCAAUGUCAGCGCUCACGGAGCAAACAACGCUGGAGACCUCUUUUAUACGAUUGGACCAACAGAACAAUGUGAAAGAUAUGCAAAGUAUGAAUGAGAAGAGCACGGACGGGUUAACAGAGAAAAGGACCAAACCUCAGUUAGAAAAGCCAGAUAAAGUAGAGUCUACAUCACCCUCUGUAGUUACUCCUAUAAUUGUAAUAGAGGAGGAUGAUGAUGAGGAGGAGGAGAGGAAAGAAAAUCAGAAGUUGCAUAUUAAUGAAAAGGAUAAGAAGGGAGAUGAAACACAAAAUGGUAAACCCUCAUCUGCGUACGCGAGUGUUAUUCAAGCUGUUGCGGCCACACCAAAGUCCACAGAAAUCCCCGCGGUGCCUGAACACCCAGCCGUGUUCGCCAAAGUAGCGACUGCUGAUAGAUCCCCUAGUUCUGUCCCCCGCCAGCCUGUGCUCAGGACAGACAUCAAGGACAUCGACUCAGAGGAGGUCUUUGAGGCCCGGUUUAAGAAGCGGGAGUCGUCUUUGACACGCGGCCUCCGGAAACUGACCAGGAACAAAUCAGAAGAGAAAUCCCCCGUGCUAAACCGGAAGGGGGUCGAGGGGGGUGAAGAGGUUUACAGGCCGGGGCCGAGGGGGGCGCCACUUGAGGUGGUGUCCAAAGGACUGCUGGAGAAAUCCAAAUCUGUUCAAGAUUUAAGAGAAGACGAUAAAGAAACAGGCUUCGGUCUGAUUGGGAGGUUUUCCUUGCGGGCCAAGAGGGGUGAGAAACCAAAGGAGGAGAAGGAUGUUCAGGAAACCGCUGGAAGCAAGAGGGUUUCAUGGGCUAUUGGUCGCAGCAAGUCCCUGGAUACUAACAGUGCAGGGGCUCCGAAGCAGCCGGAUGAGAAAGAACAAAGGAAAGCCGAGGAGUCAUCGGUUUCUGCCAUGAGGCGCAAGUUUGAGUCCAAAGUGGCGGGAAUCUCUGCCAAAAUGAGGACCCAGUCGGAGGAGAGGAAGGACAAAGACGCUGGGGGGAGCCAAAAGGAUUUGAAGAGAGUCACCGAUUCCCCCGUGCUGGCCAUGCGACACAAGUUUGAGAACAAAGUGUCUGGAAUCACCUCGAAAAUCCGCAGUCAGUCCGAGGAGAGGAAAGAGGGCGAAGAGGGGAAGAGGACGCCGCUGUUUACCCGCCAUCGUCAUUCCCAAUCCGAGGGGCGAGGACUCAAAGGGAUGGGCAUUCCCGAGAACCAACUAGCAAAACAGACCGGCGCCGCCACCGCCGCCGGCGCGUCCAAGGAAUCAGUCGAAUCCACUUCUAGCAUCCAUUCCGAAAAAGAGACCGACAGGCGGUCGCGGUGGGACAGGUGGGGUUUGACGAGGGGCAAGAAAGACAAAACCCCAUCUCAGUCCGAUCUGCCUUCAUCCGUCCCCAAAGAGGACGGGUUGUCCAAAAGCCAGCAGUUCAUCCGCUCCGCUUCGGAUUUUGCCCCCGUGUUCCACAUCAAACUGAAAGACCACGUCUUAUUGGAGGGGGAGCCCGUCACUCUCAGCUGCCUCCCAGCCGGAAGUCCACAUCCAGAGAUCACAUGGACGAUGGAUCGGAAACCGCUGGAGGUGGACGACAGAAUCAACCUGAGGUCCCACCCAGACGGCAGGCAGCUUCUUACCAUCAUGAAGUCCAGCCGGAGGGACGCUGGCGUUUACGAAUGUGUCGCUACCAACCCCAUCGCCACCAUCACCACCUCCUGCACCUUGUCCAUAGCUUGCGUCCCAAAACGGCCAGGGACCCCUGAAGUCCCCCAGACCUACAACAACACAGCCCUGGUGCUCUGGAAGCCAGCAGACACCAAGUCUCCAUGCAGCUACACCCUGGAAAGAAAAACAGAAGGUGACUCUAACUGGUUGACUGUAGCCACUGGAGUUGUCGACUGCUACUACAAUGUGACAGAGCUGCCACCAGCUGGAGCCUUUAGGUUCCGCGUCGCCUGCGUCAACAAGGCGGGACAGGGACCGUACAGCAACUGCUCUGCUCCGGUCAGCCUGGACUCAACAGCUGGAGGAGCUUCACCUACCGUUGCCGUCGUAAAGACAGUCCCGGCUCCGCCUGAACCAGUCGUCACCUCCUCAGUGACCGGGCCUCCACUCAGACCAGUCCAGAACACCGCUCCCAGGAUAGCCGUCUCCACCGUCACCUCCACCUCCACCUCCCCAAAAGAUACACCCUCCCCUGCUGCUUUACCUCUUCCACCUACAUCAUCUGCAGGCGCAACCACCGAAGACGCUCAAAAAAUCAGCUCCUCUCUUCCCUCCUCACCCGCAGUCAAAGCCCCUCCACCCUUCGUCCUCCCCAAACCCCAGAGUCCAGUCAACGUGGUGUCUCCUAUGACCCAGAGCCCGCCAAUAUCGCCGCCCCCACCUCUUGUAACCCCGCCAUCGACGCCAACCAAACCAGCAAUUGCCUCCGUGCCCACGUACGUCCCCGCCACCGCCGUCACCGCUCGCGUGACCCCGACGCCGGUCUCCUUUGCCCCACAAGUGCUCCAGACCUCCAGCCUGAGCCCCUUCGGCGAAGGGGCCAGUACGCCCACCAGAGGCACCCCAUCAGGACGCGCUACGCCCUCCACUGCUCUACGACAGGGGGUCCCACAGAAACCGUACACUUUCCUGGAUGAGAAAGCAAGAGGUCGUUUCGGAGUCGUCCGAGAGUGCCGCGAGAACACGACGGGCAAAAUCUACAUGGCAAAGAUCAUCACCUACAGCCAGGAGAACAAGCAGGAAAUCCUGAAGGAGUACGAGAUCCUGAAAUCCCUCCACAGCGAAAAGGUCAUGGCUCUGCACGAAGCCUACGUCACGCCGCGCUACCUGGUGCUGGUGGCGGAGUACUGCACCGGCAAAGAGCUGCUGUUCAGCCUCAUCGACAGGUUCCGUUACUCCGAGGACGACGUGGUGGGUUACCUGGUCCAGAUCCUCCAGGGAGUCGAGUACCUCCACAACCGCCGCGUCCUCCACCUGGACCUCAAGCCCGACAACAUCAUGGUGACCAACCUCAACGCCAUCAAGAUUGUGGACUUUGGGAGCGCUCAGAGCUUCAACCCCCUCAGCCUCAAACUCCAGGACUCAGGAGCAGGAACACUGGAGUACAUGGCUCCUGAGAUGGUGAAAGGUGAAGUGGUUGGUCCUCCUGCGGAUAUUUGGACUAUUGGAGUUGUCAUCUACGUCAUGCUUAGCGGUCGACUACCUUUCGAAGAUAGAGACCCUCUUCAAGUCGAAUCCAAAAUCCUGGUGGCGAAGUUCGACCCGACAAAACUGUACCCAAAUGUGUCCCAAAGUGCCUCCGCCUUUCUCAAGAAGAUGCUGAGCAGCUACCCAUGGGCCCGUCCGACCACGCGAGACUGCUUCACGCACGCCUGGCUGCAGGACUCCUACCUUAUGAAGCUGAGGAGACAGACUCUCACCUUCACCUCCAACCGACUCAAAGAGUUCGUGGUGGAGCAACAAUGCCGCCGCACAGAGGGCGCCACCAAGCACAAGGUGCUGCUGCGCACCUACCAGAGCUCGCCGCAGUCUCCGGCGUCUGGGACCGCGCCGCACGUUCCCAGUCCCAAGUGAGACGACGGUGAAAAUGCAGCACCACACCACGAGUUGGAUCUGCCAAAUAAGACCUCUGUGAACCAGAGUCAGCCUGGUUUAGGCACAGGGGAUGGGCAGACAGCUGGAUAUAGCUUAAAUAUCCAAAACAAAGACAGGAGUCCACGUGUUAUUUUGGGAACACUAAAGGGAUUCUGGGAUGAAUCAGAACGAGACCGCUGUGACGUUUUUAUUGAAUACAUGAACUGUUUAUCCACUGAAAGGACACAGGAUGUUCUUUGGUUUUUCUUUGAUUGCACAAUUUCUCAGUCACAUUGUGAUUUCUGAAAUUGCACAUUUGGUCUCCACUCUGCACGAUCAGCCUGGAAACAUGUGCACCAUUUAGCGUUUCUACCUUGUUUAUGUCACUAAAUUUAGUAGUAAACAAACUCAUGUGAAUGUACCAUGAUUUAAGCUGCUAAUUUAUUUUUUUGCGUUUAUUAUUACACAUUUUAAAACUCAAAACCAAAAAUAUUCUUUUUCUUUUUCUUGACAUUGUUUACUUUUUUUCCAUGUUAAUUUAUUUGCAUGUGUGUGUGUGUGUGUGUGCGCGCGAGCAUUUUCGAUUCACUUUUUUCGCAUAAAAAAAAAGAUAAAAAUAAGGAGUGUCUUUGUGAUUGGUGUUAAGAUUCACACGGUAAAAAUAUGAACUAUUUUAGGGUGACCUAGGAAUUUUUGGUACAACUUCUUGUUCUGUGGUUAAAACUGAACUCUAGCUGUAAUAAAAGCAGUCCGUAAUGUAGAUAACAUUUUACUCGGAAAAGUCGUACACUGGUAAAUUGCUGUGGUUUCUCAGUAUUACCCAUCAGUUGGUCAGGUUGCUUAAAUCAUGAUCACCCAGUCAGUGCCUAAAUCGGAUUAAUAUCCAAAAUAUUGAUCUUGUAAAUGUGUCUCCAUUGGUACUAAAUCACUUUCGAUGAAUUCUUUGAACAAAGCAAAAAUUUGACUGCAAUAUUUGGACUUUACAACACAGAUGCAUAUAGAUUCUUACAUGCAGUACAUACAUGCAGUCCUUGUAAUAAUAGGUCGUCUUGUGUAUUGCUCUAUCACAGUGUUCCUUUUUGUAUGAAUUUGGACGGUUGAAGAUUUGUAAAUGUACCAAUUUGUGGUGUUUAUAUGUGGAAAAAAAAGGUUGAAGAUGUUUUUAUGAGAUGGUAUGUAAUAAAACUAUUGAUACAAUUGGGGAAA